This is a messenger RNA of Wickerhamiella sorbophila, 1773 nucleotides long. RefSeq names its product Uric acid-xanthine permease. Gene Ontology annotation, molecular function: xanthine transmembrane transporter activity. Gene Ontology annotation, biological process: transmembrane transport; xanthine transport. Gene Ontology annotation, cellular component: membrane; fungal-type vacuole. Lineage: Eukaryota; Fungi; Ascomycota; Dipodascomycetes; Dipodascales; Trichomonascaceae. The transcript has a single exon. The coding region runs from base 1 to 1773 and encodes 590 amino acids. The record is from RefSeq and is a predicted model, not a curated record.
AUGGAACCGUUCGAGUCACCCGAUAGCACCACCGAAGGAUCUUUACCCCCUCCAGCCUCUGUGCGGGAGAAAAAAUGGAAAGAGAAAAAGUAUGAGAAAUGCAACGCGGUUUUCAGAGCUUUUACCACCAGAGAUGGCCUGAUUGGAGACGUGGACUAUGGCUAUCUUUUCAAACCAAAUUUGCCAUUCACCAAACUCAACCAAACCCAACCACCGUUUUUCGGCGUCUACGAGAAGAUGCCUAUACUAUUGGCGUGUUUGCUGGGACUGCAACAUGCUCUGGCUAUGAUGGCAGGAUUGAUUGCUCCAGUUAUCAACUUCUGUCUGAUUGCUAAUUUGACUACCCAAGACAAAGAAUACUUGAUUUCUGCGACUUUUAUCACCGGCAGUAUUUUAUCACUGGUGCAAAUCAAACGUAUCAAAAUUCCUUACACAAACUAUUUCAUUGGAACUGGCACCGUCUCGGUGUUGGGUGUUACAUUUUCAACUGUACCUGUCUUUGCAAGUUCGCUGCCCAUCAUGUACAAAAACGGGUUUUGUCCAGUCGCCGAAGACGGUACUUACCUGCCGUGCCCCGAUGCAUAUGGCGCCUUUUUGGGCACUGGUGCUCUGUGCGCUUUGAUUGAGCUUCUUAUGGCAUUCACUCCAAAGCGAAUCCUGCUCAAGGUUUUCCCACCUAUUGUCAAUGGUGUGGUCGUACUUUUAAUUGGUAUCUCUUUGGUUCCAAAUGGUAUGAACCAGUGGGCUGGAGGAACCGGUUGCAAAGGUGAGGGUCUGCUAUGUCCUAGUGCUGAUGCACCGCAUCCUCACCCUUGGGGCUCUGGACAGUUUAUUGGGCUCGGAUUCAGUGUCUUUGUUACGAUUAUAAUCUGCGAAAAAUGGGGACCGCCCUUUCUGAAGUCCUGUGCUGUCAUCGCGGGGCUUCUGGUCGGCUGUAUAAUUGCUGCCGCUUGCGGUUAUUUCACCCACGAACAGAUCGAUGCUGCUCCAAGCGGUCAAUUCUUGUGGUUACGCACAUUCAAGCUGACGUUGUAUGGUCCGAUCGUCCUACCCACGCUCGCAGUAUACGUUGUCUCCGUAAUGGAAUCUAUCGGUGAUAUCACAGCAACUUGUGAAGUAUCGCGUCUACCGGUGCAAGGACCUGAGUUUGAUUCACGUGUACAAGGCGGCAUUCUGGCCAGCGCCUUGGCUUCAAUAGUCGGAUGUUUGAUGACCAUGUGUCCCAUGGGGUCUUUUGCACAAAACAACGGUGUCAUUGCUAUGACACAGUGUGCUGCUCGAUAUACGGGGUACUUUGCCUGUAUGUGGUUGUUCAUUAUGGGUGUCGUCGGAAAGUUCAGCGCUUCGGUCGCGGCUAUCCCCGAUCCAGUAAUUGGCGGUAUGACAACAUUCCUUUUCACAUCGGUAGCAGUUUCUGGUCUCAGCCUCAUUUCAAAGUCGAAGUUUACUCGCCGAGACCGCAUUGUCUUGACAGUGUCCCUGAUGUGGGGCCUCGCCUCAGUGAUGGUUCCAGACUGGUUCGAGGGCGUCUUUACCUAUAAGGGCGACAACUCCGGCACCAAGGGCUUUAUUGAUGCAAUCAUCAUUGUUGUACAAACACCUUACGCAAUUGGUGGUCUUGUUGCCAUGAUCGCGAACCUUGUCUUCCCUGAAAUGGAAGACGAUGUAACAGGGGGUAAGAAAGACGCUUUUGACAAUGCAGCAUCAUCGCUCGGGGCCAUUUCUGUUCGCUCUGAGUUUGAAAGCGUAUCCUUAUCUCGUAAAAACGUGUAA